UCAUUCAAUGUGUGUUAAUUUAGUUGAACACAAUACUUGGGACUAACGUCUAUCAAGUUAAUUAUAUUUCUCCUUCAUUUUCAUAUUUUUCAUUUUUUCGUUUCAUCUCAUCCUUAUAAUCCUUUAUUUACGAGUGAACAAAAAGGAACAAAAAAUAGUAUUCAAAUUAUUCGUCUGAAAACGAGAACCAAAACAUCCAAAGAUAAACUACAUUUCAAUAUUAACGUUUACAUCCAAGAUUAAUCAAUAACUAAAGUUUAAUUAUAUCAAUCAAGAUGACUGAAGCUGAGAUGGCCAUGGAGGAGAAACUGCGAAAAAAGAAAGAAGAAGAAGAGGCCAUGUGGGCUGAAUACAUUGAACAAAUGAAGAAAACACGGGCUAAGGAAGAAGAGGAUCUGAGAAAGUUGAAAGAGCGUCAGGCACGAAGAAAGGAACAACGUGCUGAACAGGAAAAAAUGAUGUUCGAAAUGAAGAGGAAACAAGAUGAACAGAAACAACGAGAGAUUGAAGAGAAGAAGAAUCGUGAAGCUGAGGCUAAGCGUAAGCGAUUGGAGGAAGCUGAACGCAAAAGACAGGCAAUGGCUCAAGCUAUGCAAAAGCAGAAGGAAGCGGUUAAACCAAAUUAUGUCAUCAGCAAGAAGGAAGGUUCAACAGCUCAAGGGCGAGAUCAAGACAAGUUUUCAAAUGUAGCUUUUGCUCGAGCUGAGUUAAACAAAACUAAGGAGCAAUUGGCUGAAGAGAAAAUAAUUGCUCUCGGAUUGAGAGUUAAACCACUCAAGAUUGAUAAUAUGGAUGAAGAUGAGCUUCGAAAGAAAGCAGCUGAACUUUGGGAACAAAUAAUUCAACUAGAGAGUGACAAAUAUGAUCUUGAAGAGCGACGAAAGAGACAAGAUUAUGAUUUGAAAGAAUUGAAUGAGCGUCAACGCCAAAUCAAUAGGAAUAAGGCUCUGAAGAAAGGUUUGGAUCCUGAAGCAUUUACUGGUAAAUAUCCUCCAAAGAUUAAUGUUGCCAGCAAAUAUGAAAGACGAGUUGAUCGGUACACUUUUGAAGAUAAAAAAGCUCUUUUCGAUGGUGGAUGGGAAGAAUUAUAUAAACAACAACUUGAAAAAUCUUGGGAAGAAAGAAUCAAAGAUUAUAAAGAACGAGGAUCACCUAAAUUGAUGAGAUGGGACCCAACUAAUCCCAAAAACAAGGAAACUUAUGAGCCCGGAACAAGAACCUACGACGAUACUGAUGAUUUUGAUGUUAUGGAUACAUUCAAACCCUACUCUGCUCCAGAACCUUCACCACCUAAAUCAAAUCCAAGAUACGAGCCACCUCAAACUCACGAGGAACCCGAUGAAGAGGAGGAAGAGGAAGAAGAGGAAGAAGAAGAAGAAGAAGAGGAAGAGGAUGAUUGAAGGACUAAUUGUCAAUAUGGUCUGGUCAUAUUGGACGUUAUCUAAAUAAUCCUUUUCCAAUGUAUAUUCUUUAUGCCCGUAAAAGAUGUUUGUUGAAUUGUUGACAUAAUUUGGAACGAAAAAGCGUAAAUUAUGAUUAUUAUCGACUUCAAUUUAUCCACUCGAAAAGCUGCCAACUCAAUGAAAAAUUUUAAUAAGUUAUAAUUUAUGGUUGAUUUAUAAAAAAGAAAUUGUAAUGUCACGAUGAUGCUCUAAAUGGUUUUUCUCUUGCACUUUUGUUCAUCAAAUUACAUUGAUUUUAUCAUAUUGCGUGAACUAUCAACCAGUUUGAAUAUGAGUAAAGUGGAAUGAAAGGAAAAUAGUGCAAAAGAUGUUUUUGUUUGCUUAAAAGUGUACCUUGGUGUCUUAAUAUUUAAUCAAAAAAUACGUUUAUAUGUCAAAUAUGAACGCCUAAAAAUAAAAUACCCAUAAAAUAAUAAAGAAUUAUAAAUAAGA
Molecule: messenger RNA, 1895 nt
Organism: Tetranychus urticae (two-spotted spider mite)
Lineage: Eukaryota; Metazoa; Arthropoda; Arachnida; Trombidiformes; Tetranychidae
Product: troponin T
Biological process (GO): regulation of muscle contraction; muscle contraction; sarcomere organization
Cellular component (GO): troponin complex
Molecular function (GO): tropomyosin binding
Source: RefSeq, a predicted model, not a curated record